CAUUUGCGUAAGUUCAUUCAUCUAACAUGGGUGAAAUAUAGUCUGCUGAAUAUUUCUUUCCAAUAACUGACAUUCUUGUAUUCCCUGUGAAAUCUACAUCAUGAGUGGUGACGAUGGAUUUAUAUUAUCCUUUACACUAACCGUAAUACCUGCUUAAGACGAACCUAUUUGAAAUAAAAUCAUAUAGAAUUAUGGUAUCGUCAGUCUGCGGUGUUAUCUAAGGUUUCCAGAUAAUGUACUUUAGAGUAAACUAUUUUAGACCAUAAGCACUGAACUGUUUUCAUGGUUUUAUAAGACAACGUAAUUCUAUCAACAGAUCCAUUUCCCUCUAAUAUUUCGUUGAACAGCCGUAAAGCAACCGUGAAGAAAUCAUGCACCACUCUGAUAAGGCAACAGGAUGCAGGCUCCAGUCCCCCCUCCCCGCGCCUGUCUCUUCUUGCUCCCUGUGUGGACGUGUAGCAUUCUCGUUUCGUCACUGCCUCUGUAUUCUUGUCUAAAACGUAUCAGAUGUGUUCUCAGUUUUUGCAUAGUGUCUUUAUCAGCAGUACUGGCCAGAUAGUGCAGUGCUAGACCGAGAGAUCUCCACGUCAAUAGCACUAAUAUCAAGAUAAUACAUUCGAAGUAAGAAAAGAGCCUGACCUAGCAGUACACUAUGGGAAAGAAAAAUAAGAACAAGAAUAAGAAUGGCUCUGGUUCAUUGAGUCCCUACAAUCAGCAAAGAGAGAGGGGUGGUUUGGAAGGGGCAAGUGCUGCCGUCACGCACUCUAGUGACUCGACCAUCACCAUGAUGGAGUGUGAAAUCUGCAAGGAGGAAUAUGACGCGAAUAUCCGUAAGCCGCGGAAUCUGCUUUGUGGGCAUAGUUUCUGUUCCUCCUGUUGUAAGUUACUGAUUAACCACAGGAGCAUCAGUUGUCCCAAAUGUCGCAAGGAAACUCCAGCAAAUGAUGUAGAAACAUUAGCGGUAAACUUCCCUGUGUUAAAUAUGAUAGCAAGUCCUGCUGUCAACAAUGCAGCGCCAAGUCCGUCCAAAUAUUCAUCCCCUAAGGACAUGUCACCACAUGGAGGGAAGUGUUUGGAGGCUCAGGUAGAGAUAGCUAUGCAUUGUGCUCACUGUAACCUAUGGCUGUGUAAAGACUGUAGCCGUAUCGAUCAUAGACACCCAGAGUGUCUCCUCAUGCCUUACCAGGACACGCUGAGGGAAAUGAAGCAGGCUAACGCAGCUAAGGUCAAGUCUAUUGAAAACUCUUUGGAAGAAUUUUCACGUGAAUCAAAGCUGUACGAUACCAAGUUGAAGUCCUGUGCCUCCCUCAUUGAAAUGGCCCUCGACUGCAUCAAGAAGGAGCAAACGCACCUGGCGGGACUUAGAGACCAUAGUCAGAAAAUGGAGCGAGAUCUACGUGACCUCCGCUCAGAGAAUUUCUCUCCUGUUUUGGAGGAAGCUUUGUCUUUCCUUAAGGGAAUGGAGAUGGCGAACAGCGUGAUGCAGAAUUGGACGACUAAUGCCUUCGCCAUAUUGAAGGGGGAUCAGGUAUUCAGUUUGUCCAAGAUACUUUUGCAGACAGCAGUACAGAUGCACAUGCAACAGAACAACGGUAGGUUGGUGGCCGUUCACAACAUUAAGGAUGUUACUGUAACAUUUCCGCUGGAGAAAGACGGAGGCCGCCUUCUAGUACACACCGGCUCCGCACAAAACGGACCACCUCAACCAGGCUGCAGGAUGCUAAAGUUGGAGCACGUCAAGGCUUGCAUCGAUCCUUCACGCGCCCUAACCUUCUUGGAAAUUAGCUUGAGAGGACAGGUAUUGGGCAGAGUGUUUAUACGUCUCCUGGGCUGCACCAAGCAAUCCCGCUGCUUCUUGAUGAUGUGCAUGGGUGAAAUGGGAGCCAGUUUCCUCAACACUCGCUUCCAUCGCCUGUGGUGGUCAGAUCAGGCAGGGGAACACGUGUGGGUUGGAGACUACGACCACGGGAAUGGUAGCGGAGGGACACUGCAUCCUGAUAUCCUACACGAGAUUAAGGAACUGCCGGAAAAGAAGACCCAAGUUCCCAUCACGCAGGGGCUCGUGGCUGGGAGGUAUGGGAAGUGUAACAGUUCAAUAUUCCGAGUGUACACAAGAAGCAGCGACACACUGGAAGAGGCUGCUUUUGGCCGUGUGGAGUAUGGCCUUAAUUUCUUGAAGGACGCUCUCCAGUGUAAGAAAAGCAUAACUGAAAUCAUCAUCUCCGCUUGUGGCGUUGUGAUUGAGUCCUGACUGAGGUGCUAUGGUAUAAGUAGUAUAUACAUGUUUAGUUGUGUGGUGACGAAAACGCAGCAGGCGCCAUGCCAAGAUUAUGCAUAUACAGUUAUACAUACGUACUCAUAUUGUUCAUACAUCGGAUGUGUACAAGUGGACUGACAGCGCUUGUAGUAUAAUGGUUUGUGGUUAAUAGAUAUAAGGACGUUUUUUCCCUGCCGUUAACUUGUAGUUUCUCUCUCUCUCUCUCUCUCUUGUUAAGGCCUAUAGCGCCUGUAGGCACACUUGAAGAGUGUAUGGGAAUCGCUGUACAGCCGCCCAUUAGUGGGCGGCAGGCAAUUUUAUUUAUAGUGGUACCCAUAUUAGGGCUCAUAUCACCCCGAAGCUCAUCUUGGGUGUAACCACCUAGAACCUGGGUAUCAUGGUGACAUGUAGGUAACUUUAAACCUGUACGUGGUGGGAUUCGAACCUACGCGUGGACGUCUGCCCGAUCCUAUGCCCACCACCUUAUCCACUACGCCACCGCCUCCCUAUGUGAUGUAUAUGAAUGUGGGUUAUUAUGAAAACACUAGUGAUGCCGUUUGUAUGUUUUGCCAGAAUUGUCACAUGAAAAUUAUAAUAGUAAUGUUAUGUAUUGUUGACCACAAGACAAAAGGUUGACCAGUAUACUAAAAGAAAACCAGAUCAUACUUUAAAUAAAACAAAAAUUUUCACAAUCA
Molecule: messenger RNA, 2952 nt
Organism: Portunus trituberculatus (swimming crab)
Lineage: Eukaryota; Metazoa; Arthropoda; Malacostraca; Decapoda; Portunidae
Exons: 5
Coding region: 653-2251 (532 amino acids)
Biological process (GO): protein ubiquitination
Molecular function (GO): ubiquitin protein ligase activity
Source: RefSeq, a predicted model, not a curated record